This is a messenger RNA of Babjeviella inositovora NRRL Y-12698, 522 nucleotides long. It is a transcript of the gene CMD1, whose product is annotated as calmodulin. Lineage: Eukaryota; Fungi; Ascomycota; Pichiomycetes; Serinales. The transcript has 2 exons. The record is from RefSeq and is a predicted model, not a curated record. Bases 1 to 522 code for a protein of 173 amino acids. Gene Ontology annotation, cellular component: myosin II complex. Gene Ontology annotation, molecular function: calcium ion binding.
AUGCAACACAGCAAUACUCGCAAACCCCAAGCUAAGGCAUAUCCUAUGUAUUUAUCUGAUAAACGCCAACUACACAUGGACUAUAAGCCUCAGAAACAAAUCACCGAAUUCAAGGAAGCCUUCUCCUUGUUUGACAAGGACAACGACGGCAAGAUCACUACCAAAGAGUUGGGUACUGUCAUGAGAUCCUUGGGUCAGAAUCCUUCCGAGAGCGAGUUGAAGGACUUGGUCAACGAGGUUGAUAUCAACAACGACGGCAAUAUUGACUUCCCAGAGUUCUUGACCAUGAUGGCCAGAAAGAUGAAGGACACGGAUUCCGAGGCCGAGAUCGCUGAAGCGUUCAAGGUCUUUGACAGAAAUGGUGAUGGUAAGAUCAGCGCCGCCGAGUUGAGACACGUCUUGACCUCUAUCGGUGAAAAGUUGACCGACGCCGAGGUUGACGAGAUGAUCAGAGAGGCUGACGCUGAUAACGACGGCGAAAUCGACAUCGUCGAGUUCACCCAAUUGUUGGCCGCCAAAUAA